AUGGUCAAAAUUGGAGGUGGUGGCACCAUUUCCUCUGCUCAAGGGUCUCAAAUUUCCAGCUCACGGAACACAAUCGAUGAUUUAGACGAACACAAGACAGAAACUUCAACCCAGCGCAUUCACUACAGCGAAAAUGGCGCACAAAUCACUACCUUUCAUCGAAAAUCUCCAAAUGAAAGUAACGCAACACCGGCCGCAAUCGGCCAGGAGAGCUUUCAGUCAGAUUCGCAGGAUUAUCCCAAUUCCUGGAGAUUAGCCGCUAUUAUGAUCAGCGUGUGUCUCGCUGUGUUUAGUAUGGCAUUGGACAAUACCAUCUUAGCCACUGCGAUUCCCAAGAUCACAGAUCAAUUCACUUCGUUGGGAGAUGUAGGCUGGUAUGGGAGUGUUUACCCGCUGACGAAUUGCUGUCUUACGCUCGUCUUCGGCAAACUUUAUACAUUCUAUUCCACCAAAUCGGUGUAUCUGACUGCGCUCGGGAUUUUCGAAAUUGGGUCCUUGGUCUGUGGUGCAACACCCAGCUCGCUAGGAUUAAUCAUCGGACGAGCCAUUGCCGGCCUUGGUUCCUCCGGAAUCUACUUGGGUUCCAUGAUUAUACUUUCCCAAAGCGUGCCGCUGCAAAAGCGGCCACUAUGCACAUCGUUAGUCGGUGGUUUGUACGGAGUGGCCGGGGUGGCUGGGCCUCUAUUGGGCGGUGCUUUCACGGACUAUGUCUCUUGGAGAUGGUGCUUCUAUAUCAAUCCUCUAUUUGGCGCAGUCACAGCACUCUUCAUUUUAUUAUUCUUCGAUGCGAAGGAGCCAAUCAAUUCCCCUGGCAAGAUCAAAGAACAAAUUUCGCAGUUUGAUCUGGUCGGACUCUUCUUUUUCCUCCCAGGUAUGAUUAGCCUUUUGUUGGCGCUGCAGUGGGGAGGCCAACAAUAUAACUGGGGAAACGGGCGCAUUAUCGGACUUUUCGUGGCUUCUAUCUGUCUACUGUCGAUUUUCAUCGUGGUGCAGUGGCGAAAAAAGGAGAGAGCCACAGUAGUUCUUCGAAUGAUCAAAAACAAGAACGUCUGGGGCGCUUCCUUAUUUAACUUCGGUAUAACUGGUUCAUUUCUCGUCUUUUCCUACUACCUGCCUAUAUGGUUCCAAAGUAUUAAGGAUGUAUCUGCAACAAAAUCAGGCCUGAUGAACCUUCCAAUGCUCUUAGGGGUAAUUUUAUGCUCUAUUGUCUCAGGAUACGGGGUCAGCAAAAUAGGAUACUACACUCCAUUCAUGUAUUUUGCACCGAUUGUUUCUACUAUUGGUGCCGGACUGCUUUCAACCUUUGAGACCGAUUUUGGGCCAUCGCAAUGGAUAGGGUACCAAGCCCUUUAUGGAAUCGGAAUUGGAUUGGGGCUAUCACAACCCAUAGUGGUCAUCCAAGCGGCGAUUCCCCUUGUUGAAAUUCCCAGGUCAAUUGCAAUUGUCACAUUCAUGCAGUCGAUGGGGGGUUCUGUGUCAGUUUCGGUAGCGCAGAACAUCUUCCGAAACCAGCUCUUACGGGGAUUGGCCCGGAGUGCACCCAAUGUUGACGUUCACAAGUUGAUCACAGCUGGUCCUACUACGUUACGAAAUGUAGUCCCAGCAGAGCUGUUGGAGGGUGUGCUGGUGGCUUAUAAUUCCGCCAUCACCUAUGCGUUUUACGUCGGGGCCGCAUUUUCGGUACUCGCCAUGAUUGGAGCGCUGCCGAUUCAGUGGAUAUCUGUGAAGCGAAAAGAUUAA
This is a messenger RNA of Penicillium vulpinum, 1740 nucleotides long. RefSeq names its product MDR family MFS transporter. Gene Ontology annotation, molecular function: transmembrane transporter activity. Gene Ontology annotation, biological process: transmembrane transport. NCBI's taxonomy places the organism in Eukaryota, Fungi, Ascomycota, Eurotiomycetes, Eurotiales, Aspergillaceae. The coding region runs from base 1 to 1740 and encodes 579 amino acids. The record is from RefSeq and is a predicted model, not a curated record. The transcript has 3 exons.